AUGGGCGAUCCUUCAGUUGCAAAGUCACAAUUCCUACGUUUUGUCCUUCAUAUUGCACAUCGUGCUAUUGCUACAACUGGUCGCGGCUCAUCAGGAGUUGGUCUGACUGCUGCUGUUACAACCGAUAUGGAGACUGGUGAACGUUCACUAGAGGCUGGUGCUAUGGUAUUAGCUGAUCGAGGUAUAGUUUGCAUAGAUGAAUUUGACAAAAUGUCCGAUAUUGAUCGAACUGCUAUUCACGAAGUAAUGGAACAAGGCCGUGUGACUAUCUCCAAAGCUGGUAUCCAGGCGAAAUUGAAUGCUAGAUGUUCAGUUUUAGCUGCAGCAAAUCCUGUUUACGGUAAAUAUGAUCAAUAUAAAACACCUAUGGAAAAUAUUGGUCUCCAAGACUCUCUUUUAUCUCGUUUUGAUUUACUGUUUAUUGUACUGGAUAAAGCUGAUCCGGACUCUGAUCGUGCAAUUGCUGAACAUGUUCUCAAAAUUCAUAGAUAUAGGGGACCAGGGGAACAAGAAGGUGAAGCGUUACAAUUACACUGUGCUACACAUUUACUUACUACAGGAGCUGAUCCACUGACUAUAGUGUCUCAAGAUGAUCAUGAUGAUGAUUUAGAUGGUAAUAGCUCUCGUAGACAAGAAGAAGAUCAAGUCUAUGAACAACAAAAUGAAUUUCUUUUGCCAUCUCGUGGUAGAAAACAAGAUCAAUUAACUAUUAAAUUUCUACAAAAGUACAUUCACGUUGCUCGACAAUUAAAACCACAAUUAACCAAAGAGGCAGCAUCAAUUUUAGCUGAAAAAUACUGUGAUCUACGUGCACAAGAAGCAUCUGAAACUAUGAGUCGACCUAAUCGCGGUGAACAAAAUCGUAUGCGUCGUACUCAACCAAUUACAGCGCGUAGUUUAGAAACUUUAAUACGUUUAUCUACUGCACAUGCUAAAGCACGUAUGUCUAAAACAGUUACUAAGAAAGACGCUGAAGCUGCUGUUCAACUAAUAUCAUUUGUCUUGUUCAAAGAAGUUCUAGAGAAAACUAGACGAAAACGUGAUCGCAACUUAGAUGAUGAUGAUGAUGAUAAAGACUCAGAUGAAGGCGAAAAUGCAGACGGCACUGAACGCAAUCACUCACAACAACCUGCUAAACGAAGACCUGUUGCCACAGGAACUGAUUCCGCUCCGGAUCCAAAUGAUCCUUAUGCAUUUACCGAAGAUCCAACUGUAACUAGAACUGAACCACUUGCGGAAACUGUCCCUAUUUCUUCUGCUUUACACCAAGAACGAACAUCUCAACUUUCAACAAUGAUUAGUCGCGUUUUUCAAGAACGUCGUGUUGAACAAUUAACAGUGACUGAGAUAACUAAUGUUGUUCAAUCACGAGGUGGUGGAUUUAGCCAAUCUGAUGUUCGUAUCACUUUAGAAUCCAUGCAUAAAGAUAAUCGUAUUAUGCUUGCCGGCGACGAUGUUUGGCUUAUAUAG
Messenger RNA from Schistosoma mattheei, 1470 nucleotides. The record is from the annotation of a GenBank genome assembly. Lineage: Eukaryota; Metazoa; Platyhelminthes; Trematoda; Strigeidida; Schistosomatidae.